CCUUGGUGUGAAAGAGCAUCAACACGGCAUUUAGCCAAAUUACUUAAAAGCCACAGCAAGUGUUAAAAGGAGUAUCCAACGGUCAGAAAUUGAGGAUAACUCACCAAAACCCUCCCUCUCGAUACUGGAAAGAAGGUAGCAAAAAUGGCAGCAAUCUCAUCUCUAUCUCUAACAUCAUCAUCAACAACGUCUAUUCACUCGUUUAUCUCUCUUCAAACCAACAAGAACAGCUUCAAUUUGAUUUCACUGAAGAAGAAGAGUCAAACAUCCUCCAUCAUCAUAUGCUCUUCUACUAAUGGAAGCAAUGAUUUAUCAAGUAAAGAGAAGAAAAUCUUAUUGGAAAGAUAUGGUUAUGACCAUGACGAGUACUUAUCCCAGACAACCUCAAAGACAAAGAGAAGAAAAGAAAUGGAUAAGACAAGUAAAGGAAAGGGUGCCGUGCCAGCUAGAACUACUCAUAAAUUACUUCAGGUGCUUGCAGGAACGGCACGCCGGAUGAAAUUGCUGUCCCCUAAGGGGAUGGAUGUAAGGCCGAUGAUGGAAGUUGUUAAAGGGGCAGCCUUUGAUAUUUUGCAGGUAGCUGGUGGAUGUCCUGCUGCUCUAAGGCCUGGCCGUUGGUUAGACUUAUACAGUGGCACGGGAUCCGUUGGGAUUGAAGCUAUCAGCAGGGGAUGUUCGGAGGUUCACUUUGUUGAGAUGGAUCCUUGGGUUGUCUCUGAAGUUUUGAGACCAAAUUUGGAGUGGAGUGGAUUCCUUGAUGCUUCAGUUAUACACACGAUCCGCGUUGAAAGCUUCUUCGAAAGAGCUGAGCAAUUUGCAGCGAAACAUGGAUGCUUUGAUUAUAUUAGUGUGACACCACCGUAUGAGGCAGUUGAUUAUGGUGUCCUGAUGAGUCAAAUUGCAGAGUCUGCUUUAGUUGGAGAAAAUACCUUCAUUGUUGUAGAGUAUCCUAUAAGAACUGAUAUGUUGGAUUCUUGCGGUUGCCUUGUAAAGGUUGCUGAUAGGCGGUUUGGUCGGACACUUUUGGCAAUAUAUGGACCUAGUUGGGCUCAGAAGAAGAGAAAUUCCAAAACAUCAGUCGUUACAGUUGCAGGGACUGUCCAACUACAAGCACAAAACAGCUGAGUGAUGAUGUUUUUCUAGAUAGGGAAGAUAUUAUACGCAUAAAAGAGAAGAAGAAGAGAGAUAUGGAUGGAGGUGGGGGUUUAAGGAGUUUUGUUAGAAUUGUUGCCUUUGUUGGAUUUAUUGUGUUUUUUGUUGUUGGAGUACUAACAAGUGAAGAAGUAAACAAACCAACAAAAAGAAGUUUCAAGUAUUCUGCGAUGAUUACAGGAAGUGAAAGACAUAAUGGUGAUGUUGGUGUUGUACAUCCAACUGGUUUAGAUCCCAAUUCCAUGAGCAACAGAAAAGUUCCGAAUGGACCCGAUCCCAUUCAUAACAGGAGAGCUGGGAAUUCUGGAAGACCUCCUCGUCAAGCUUAAACCUGUAUGAGGAUACUGAAGCUUCGGCAUCAUCAUUAUCGUAAUCAGUACUUGUGCAGAAUAUGAAGUCUACAAUUAUAUGUUUAAGUUUUGAAUGAGAAGAAUAUAUAAUCGAUGUUUGUUAAGUCCAAUUAUGUUUCACAUCAAAUUUUAGACAGAUUUUGUUUGAAAGUUUGAGUUAGUGGAGAAAAAGAUAGGUUAAAAUCCAAUAAAGCUUCUCAGUCACAAAAUACACAUACAAGAAUCCAGGAGAAGCUACACUUUGCAGACAAGAACUACUUUAGUUUAUUUCUUUAUUAGAGUGAAGAGAAAGUAAAGAAGGAACAAAACACAAGAAAUGUUCUAGUAGUAUUAGUAGUAGAAGUGUGGUCAUAGAACUUGUAAAUCAAAUAGUCUCCAUCAGAAACAUCUCUGGCUUUGGCUUUUUGAGAUGGUAAGCUUGUGCAGUUGUUGUGUUGUGUUUCAAAUCAAAAGCCUUGAAGAGUCCCACCAUAUACUGAAGCUUUUAGGAUUUAUUUUUCUUUCUUGUGGAAGAUGAUAUUGUAUUAUAUUUAACCAAGUGA
This is a messenger RNA of Papaver somniferum (opium poppy), 2044 nucleotides long. RefSeq names its product putative rRNA methyltransferase YlbH. Bases 145 to 1125 code for a protein of 326 amino acids. The record is from RefSeq and is a predicted model, not a curated record. NCBI's taxonomy places the organism in Eukaryota, Viridiplantae, Streptophyta, Magnoliopsida, Ranunculales, Papaveraceae. The transcript is spliced from 11 exons. Gene Ontology annotation, biological process: rRNA methylation. Gene Ontology annotation, molecular function: methyltransferase activity.